Ruditapes philippinarum (Manila clam) is the source of this 1545-nucleotide messenger RNA. RefSeq lists its product as uncharacterized. The transcript is spliced from 2 exons. The record is from RefSeq and is a predicted model, not a curated record. Bases 1 to 1545 code for a protein of 514 amino acids. NCBI's taxonomy places the organism in Eukaryota, Metazoa, Mollusca, Bivalvia, Venerida, Veneridae.
AUGUGGAUAAAAUUAUGUAAAACUUUGUUUGAUUUUGAUGAAGACGUACUGAUUUGUAACACAUAUAUUGUACCUUCAAGUUCAAAUGUUAUUGACCAAGAUAAUUUUGAUUUUUAUGAAGAAAUUGAAUCUGAUAUAGAACGAUUUAAACAUAGAGGUAAAAUAUUAGUUUUAGGUGACCUAAAUUCUAGAACUUCGACAUGUAGCGAUUUGUUAGAUUUUGAUAGAUAUCUAAAUUUUGAAAAUUUUGAUACUUUUGAUAAUGUUUUUGACAUUCCAACUCGUAAUAAUUGUGACCACGUCAUUGACGCCCAAGGGCGACGUCUUAUUGAUUUAUGUAAAAAUACAUCUUUGGUCAUAGGUAAUGGCCGGUUGCACUUCGAUAAGCAUGGAGAGUAUACGUUCCAUUCAUUAAAUGGCUCUAGCACUGUUGAUUACCUUUUGCUCGAUAAACAAGACUUUAAGCUUAUAUCAUAUUUUGAAAUAGCUGAACCGAACGAAUUUUCUGACCACUCUGGUUUACAAUGUACUUUAAUGUCUAAACAAAUUUCAAAUACAUCCUCGUAUGAUGAUACUUCAAAUAAGCAAUAUAUAAAAUGGGAUCCUACAAAUGUGGAUGAUUUCUUAAAUAGGCUAGAUGAACAACAUCUACAAAAUGUCAUAUCGUCAAUUGAAAAUGAAGAAACUAAUAUAGAUAAUGUUGUCAAAGAGUUUGUUGAUAUAAUACGUAAGCACUCUUUUGAUGUGUUUGGCAAAACGAAAACGUUACACAAUAAAACAAAACCAAAUUGUAAUAAACAAAAAUGGUUUAAUCACGAAUGUUUUAAUGCACGUAAACAAUAUAAAAUUGAAAGAAAUAAGUUUCUCCGAAACAAAACUCUAGAAAAUAAACACAUAUUCUUAAGUGCUAAAAGUAACUAUAACAAGAUUAAAAAUAAAGCAAAAAAUGCAUAUAAAAAGCAAGAAAAAAUAGAGUUACAAAGAAUGGCCAAAGAAAAACCUAGGCAAUUCUGGAAAAAUAUUAAACGGCAAUACAAGAAAAAACCUACUGAGUCCGAAAAUCUAAAUAUAGAUGAUUUGUUUGAUCAUUUCCAAAAUUUAUACGGUGAAGUACCGGAAAUACACCAGGUAAAUGUUGAAAUUGAUCAAAUAUAUGACGAUUAUUUGGAUGGAGAAAUAAGCUAUGAUGAAAUAAAGUUUGCUGUUUUAUCACAAAAUAAUAAUAAAAGUAGUGGAAUAGAUGAAAUUUGCGCUGAAAUUUAUAAAUGUUCAUAUAAUAAGAUUGCAUUAGUAUUACACUCACUUUUUAACAGACUGUUUAAUAAAGGGGAGUACCCAGAAAUAUGGGGCAAGGGAAUUAUUGUACCAAUUUUUAAAGGAGGGAACAUAGAUGAUCCAAACAAAUAUAGGGGUAUAUGUCUUAUAAAUAUACUAGGAGAUGACAAAUGCUUGUUGCUAGAUGUCAUCAACAUGCUAGCACAAGAAUCAUACCUGGUCGAUAUAUCUACUGUUGGCUGGCAUCGCACCGCUAUUGUUUUGAUGUAG